ACUUAGAAGUUAGAGGGAGAUUUAAAUCAUUUGAUGCAUUGGGCCAGUACGUGGCAGAUGAUGUUUAACUAUCCAGAAUUUAAGGCGAUGCAUGUAAAUUUCACAAUUCAAAUAAUUGUUACAUUAAAUGGAAAUACAUUAAAUACUGUGGAUGAAGAAAAAAUCUUGUUGUUGUGAUUGAAAAAUCACUUAAGUCAUCUAAACAGUGUAUUGUAGCUAGCUAACAAUAGGGCUAAUAGGAUUUUGGGUAGCAUCUAUAGAAAUAUUGAAUAAAAGACAAGGGAUAUUCACUUUAUACAUCACUUGUAAGGCCACAGUUAGAGUACUGUGUACAGUUUUGGACUCUCUUCUUCAGAAGGACAUUGACUUGUUGGAGAAGGUUUAGAGAAGAGCUACUAGGAUAAUACCUGGGAUAUGGUGGGCUUGUCCUAUGAGGAGAGACUAAAAUCACUAAACUUGUUUUCUCCGGAGAGAAAAAGGGUCAAAGGGAAUUUGAUUGAGGUGUUUAAGAUUAUUAAGGGUAUUGAUAAUAUAGAUCCAUCAAAUCAUUUUGUGUGACUAAAAAUGAAAUAGUUUUGCUGAAGAAAACUUGUGUGAAUCUGAGUUUCCAAUAAAAAGUAAUUAGCACUUAGUAUUUGCAAUAAAAGUUGAAAUAGCUGUAGUCUGAGCUAAGUUAGUAAGUAACAUCUUUUAGGUUGAAGCAUCAAUUAUGGGAUGGAAGAAAAGGAUCUUGACAUUGUGGGUGUUGAGCAGUUACAAGUGAUUACCUUAUCAAGAUCUUUACUGCGAGCACUCCACUGAAAAAAAAAGAGACUGAUUACAGUGUUAUAAUUGUUGUCAACAUCAAAAAGCGAGUUCUUUGAAGUUCGUAAAAAUCAAAACCUAAUGAACUUUAUUUCUCAUCUGCAAAAAAGAAAUAUUGUGGCAUCGAACUUAAACGGGCCAUUGCAGCAUGGGGAAUAUGAAUGGCAAGAUCCAAAGUCUGAAGAGGAAGUAGUCAAUGUUGUAUUCGUUACGAAAGAUGGAAAAAGAAUUCCAGUUCGAGGGAAAAUAGGUGAUAAUGUGCUUUACUUAGCCCAUCGUUAUGGAAUUGAAAUGGAAGGGGCAUGUGAGGCUUCUCUAGCUUGCACAACCUGCCAUGUAUAUGUUCAGAAUGAAUAUUUUGACAAACUACCAGCAGCUGAAGAAAGUGAAGAAGACCUUCUUGAUAUGGCACCAUUUCUAAAAGAAAACUCAAGAUUAGGUUGUCAAAUAAUACUUACCAAAGAGUUAGAUGGAAUAGAACUAAGGCUUCCAACUGCUACUAGAAACUUCUACGUAGAUGGUCAUGUUCCUCAGCCUCACUAAUCUGUUGUGGAAGUGAAAAUCAUGAGAAAUUUUGAGCCCACCAGUAAAGACUGAUCUGUAGUGAUGUACUGAAGGACCUAAACAGCUUACACAGAGAUGCAGAAUAUGGCCACUUUGGAUAGGAGGUGUUAGCAUCAUACUUUUGCUCGUGAUAAAUCCUAAAUCCCAGUUUCCUGGAAUUUCAUGGGGUUUCUUAUCUGGAUAAAACCAUAUAAAACUAUGAUUAAAGUAUAAGCACAAGAAAUAAAAGAAAUAACUUAA
Messenger RNA from Limulus polyphemus (Atlantic horseshoe crab), 1608 nucleotides. RefSeq names its product adrenodoxin-like protein, mitochondrial (gene Fdx1). The record is from RefSeq and is a predicted model, not a curated record. NCBI's taxonomy places the organism in Eukaryota, Metazoa, Arthropoda, Merostomata, Xiphosura, Limulidae. The transcript has 9 exons. Gene Ontology annotation, molecular function: 2 iron, 2 sulfur cluster binding. Gene Ontology annotation, cellular component: mitochondrion. Gene Ontology annotation, biological process: positive regulation of oxidoreductase activity; P450-containing electron transport chain. Bases 886 to 1347 code for a protein of 153 amino acids.